UCCGCAAGUCUUGUACAUGGAUCGAUUUGGUCAGUAUGAUAUAACUAUAUGUGAUAUAGUCAAAAAAUGCAUAAAUCAUUUCUCCUCGUGUCCCAAGCAUGACGAUUACGUGGAUAUAUUACUAAGCAAUAUUACAGGAAAUUGUAAUUUACAUGAUAUUUUUUUUAUCAUUACUGAUGAUUCUUAAAUGAUAUACGGUACCGAAGGAUGAACGGAUGUUCCACAAACGUAUGGUGGUGCGUGGUCCUGACCAUGGUUUAUGGUUCCGUGUUGCUUCUGUUGAAUCUCAAGUACAGCAACGACUCCAAAAUCGUCCUCAGUCGGCUGUCCGCCGGACAGAGUAGCUGUGUUUGUCCAACUGCAUCUUCAACAGCGAACGACAAACAUGGAGAAAAGCAACACAAGGGGGAACCUUUACUCUGGCAAGCGGAGAGCGAUGCGUCAUUUCACAAAGGUGGCGAUGAUACGGUAGCGAGACGACUGGAGCAGAAGGUGAGGGUGUUGUGUUACAUCAUGACAAACCCUGAAAGUCUGGACACGAAAACUAUACACGUGAAAAACACGUGGGCGAAACGAUGUAACAAGGUCUUGUUCAUCAGUUCUGUCACAAACAAUACGUUCCCCACCGUCGGCGUCAACAUAAGUGAGGGUCGACAUCAUCUGACAGGAAAAACAAUGAAGGCGUUCGAGUAUAUUUACGAACAUCACAUAGACGACGCUGAUUGGUUCCUUAAGGCGGAUGAUGAUACGUACGUUAUCUUAGAAAACCUACGUCAUUUGUUAGAACCAUAUUCUCCAAAUGAACCUGUUUACUUUGGACAUCACUUCACACCGUAUGUUAAACAGGGGUACCAUAGUGGUGGCGCCGGAUAUGUCCUGAGUAAGGAGGCAUUGCGCAGGCUCGUAGUAAAUGGGAUUCUUCCCCGCAAUUGCACGAUCGAUGGAUAUGGGGAGGACCGGCAUAUGGGUGGCUGCAUGCAGAAUGUGGGGGUGAGAAUUGUUAACAGUACAGACUCCCUGGGAAGGAGCAGAUUCCACUGUUUUCAGCCAUGGGGUCACUUAUUUGGGAAAUACCCUGAAUGGUACAUCAGAUACGACGCUAACGGAGCAAAGUCUGGCCAGAACAGUAUCAGCGAUUACGCCGUUUCCUUCCAUUAUAUUUCACCUCAGUUAAUGUACGGUUUGGAGUACGUGGUGUAUCACCUUCGACCGUACGGCAUCAAAAUGGCGGACAAUGAGUGUAUGGUUUUGAUGUCAGUAUGGUUGAGUAUGGUCCUGACAAUUGUGUAUGGUGCCGCGCUGCUGUGGAUGAAUCUCAAGUACAGCCACGAUUCCGCAGACAUCUUAACUCGUCUGUCUUCAAGACAGACGGCCUGUGUUUGUCCACCAACGGAAACGACGGUGAACUACAAACAAAGAGAGGAGCAACAUCAACAGGAACCUGGUCUCUGGCAAGAGGACAGUGACGCGUCCUUCCAUCACGAUGAUGACGACACGGUAGCGAGACGACUCGAGCAGAAGGUGAGGGUGUUGUGUUACAUCAUGACACACCCUGACAACCUGGACAAGAAAACUAUACACGUGAAAAACACGUGGACGAAACGAUGUAACAAGGUCUUGUUCAUCAGUUCUGUCACAAACGUUACAUUUCCGACCGUCGGCGUCACCGACACUGAGGGGCGGAAACAUCUUACAGAAAAGACAAUGAAGGCAUUUGAGUAUAUUUACGAACAUCACAUAGACGACGCUGAUUGGUUCCUCAAGGCGGAUGAUGAUACGUACGUUGUCUUAGAAAACCUACGUCAUUUGUUAGAACCAUAUUCUCCGAAUGAACCAGUUUAUUUCGGACAUCACUUCAAGACACUGGCAAAACAAGGAUAUCACAGUGGUGGAGCCGGAUACGUCCUGAGUAAGGAGGCAUUGCGCAGGCUCGUGAUUAAUGGUAUUCCUUCCGGUAAAUGUACAUUACAGGGAUCGGAAGAGGACGUGUUUUUGGGUAGGUGCAUGCAAUACGUCGGGGUGAGGACGGGUAACAGUACCGACUCUUUGGGAAGAAGUCGAUUCCACUGUUUUAAGCCGUGGACACACCUGAGGGGAGGUUACCCAGAAUGGUACUUAAGAUACGAUGCUAACGGAGCACAAUAUGGCCAGGACAGUGUCAGUGAUUACGCCAUUUCUUUCCACUACGUUCAACCUGCGUUUAUGUAUGGUUACGAGUAUUUUGUUUAUCACCUUCGACCUUACGGCAUCAGAAUGGCGGACGAUGAGUACGAAACGUGACAUAUUCAUUCGUAAGCAACUUGAAUUGAUAAAUUGAAGGAGGUGGCUAUGUAAAGGACGGUUUCCAUAUCAACGUUUGUUUAGGAAACAGUAGAUGUAAUAAAUACUCAAAUAUUGCGAUAUAACUUAGUACACUAUAUACAAUUGUCAUUUUACAUAUAGAUAAUACAUAUUUUACAUAUUGAUUCCUCCAUUCUAACCUUUUAACCUAC
Molecule: messenger RNA, 2492 nt
Organism: Mizuhopecten yessoensis (Yesso scallop)
Lineage: Eukaryota; Metazoa; Mollusca; Bivalvia; Pectinida; Pectinidae
Exons: 9
Coding region: 208-2280 (690 amino acids)
Cellular component (GO): membrane
Molecular function (GO): N-acetylgalactosaminide beta-1,3-galactosyltransferase activity
Source: RefSeq, a predicted model, not a curated record